This is a messenger RNA of Heteronotia binoei (common prickly gecko), 9058 nucleotides long. It is a transcript of the gene ACACB, whose product is annotated as acetyl-CoA carboxylase beta. The record is from RefSeq and is a predicted model, not a curated record. The transcript is spliced from 55 exons. Gene Ontology annotation, biological process: fatty acid biosynthetic process. Gene Ontology annotation, molecular function: ATP binding; metal ion binding; acetyl-CoA carboxylase activity. Bases 294 to 7688 code for a protein of 2464 amino acids. Lineage: Eukaryota; Metazoa; Chordata; Lepidosauria; Squamata; Gekkonidae.
GCGCAGCGCCCCCGACCCGCCCGGGCGCGCCCUCUAGCAGCUGCCGCGAGGCGCUUCGGCUGGAGCAGGAGGGGGGCUUCGGUUGCCCCUCCUCCCGGCGGCUCGGCCCUUUUGCAACCCCCCCCCCCACCGGGGACUUGGGACAGCUGCCAAGAUCCUUCUCUACGUACUGCCUGGUUUACCGGUUCAUGAUCCUGAUAGAGUGCAGUUAAAGUUCAGCUCUCCAGAGCCGCAGAUGGCACAACAGGAAGGUUGAGCCGGGAGACUUCGGAGAACAUGGACUUGUCUUCUGAAUGGUGCUGCUGGCUCUCCUGUCUGUUCUAAUCCUUAUAUGGUUGGUUUGGGCCAAGAUGGAGGAUUCUUCUGCUGUUAACCCAAGAAAACCGGAGGCUGAGCAUCCCACCCUGGGCCAACCGCUUCCCUCGGACACUCCCACAAACAGAUCCUCGAUUCCCAAUUCCCAGGUGCCAUCUGCAGAGCCCGAGCAGCCCCCCAUAGCACCCUUGCAGCUGCCUUCUCUAAGCGUCCAGACUGCCCCUAAACAGCCAGACCACCCCGUCUGCCAGUGCAAGCCUCCACUUCCCCGCUCCGACUCGGAUUCCGCGUUGCCACCCCAGGGGUUCCCAGCUGCCGAUGCCGCGAGGCCUCCAAGCCGGGUCAGUUGCCCUUCCUCCAGCCAAGCACUCCGGCAGUGGCGGUCUCUUUCUGGGGAGGAGCAGGAGCAGUCGGGGGAGACCAGCCAGCCUCACAGGAAACGCCAGUCCAUGGCCAGGUUUGUGCUGGGCUCCUUCGAAGACAACUCCUCGGAUGACGAGCUGGGGCCCGGAUCCUUUAAAACAGCCAGCAGGAGGCGGGGCAGCUUGGGCAGCAUCAGUUCCUCCUCCUCUGUGGAUUUGUUGUCGCUGUCCUCCCUGUCGGAGGCAGGAGCAGCUGUCCUCAUGAGGCCCAGCAUGUCGGGAAUGCACCUUGUCAAGAAGGGCCGCGAGCAGAAGAAGAUGGAUCUUCACAGGGACUUUACGGUGGCUUCGCCUGCUGAAUUUGUGACUCGCUUUGGAGGGAACCGGGUUAUUGAAAAGGUGCUGAUAGCAAACAAUGGCAUCGCUGCUGUGAAAUGCAUGCGCUCCAUCCGCAGGUGGGCUUAUGAAAUGUUCCGGAAUGAGCGAGCCAUUAGGUUUGUGGUCAUGGUUACCCCCGAAGACCUUAAAGCGAAUGCUGAGUACAUCAAAAUGGCUGACCAGUAUGUACCUGUUCCUGGUGGACCCAACAAUAACAAUUAUGCCAAUGUAGAGUUGAUUGUAGAUAUUUCAAAAAGAAUUCCAGUGCAGGCUGUCUGGGCUGGCUGGGGGCAUUCUUCUGAAAACCCCAAACUGCCGGAAUUGCUGCACAAACAUGGGGUAGCUUUCCUAGGCCCACCGAGUGAGGCCAUGUGGGCCCUCGGAGACAAGGUGGCUUCGACCAUUGUGGCCCAGACGGUCCACAUCCCUACGUUGCCGUGGAGCGGGAGCGAUUUGGUGGCUGACUGGACUGAGGAGAAUGAGCAGCGAAGAACCAUCACUGUUCCCCUGGAGACGUACAGGCGCGGCUGCGUGAAGGAUGUGGACGAAGGUUUGGAGGCUUCUGAGAGAAUUGGCUACCCUGUGAUGAUCAAGGCCUCUGAAGGCGGCGGCGGCAAAGGGAUUCGGAUCGCAGAUGGGGCAGAGGAGUUUCCUGGUCGCUUCAGACAAGUGCAGAGCGAGGCUCCGGGGUCUCCAAUCUUUGUGAUGAAGUUCUUGCAACAUGCCCGCCACCUUGAGGUCCAAGUCUUAGCCGAUCAAUAUGGUAACGCUGUGUCAUUGUUCAGUCGAGAUUGCUCCAUCCAGCGAAGGCACCAAAAAAUCAUCGAAGAAGCUCCUGCAACUGUAGCCCCUCCUUCUGUGUUUGAUUACAUGGAGCAGUGUGCUGUGCGUCUUGCAAAAAUGGUGGGCUACGUAAGUGCAGGGACAGUUGAAUACCUGUACAGUGAAGACGGAAACUUCCACUUUCUGGAGCUGAACCCCCGCUUGCAGGUGGAACACCCCUGUACAGAAAUGAUUGCUGAUGUUAACUUGCCUGCUGCUCAACUCCAGAUUGCCAUGGGGGUGCCUUUGCACAGAAUGAAGGAUAUCCGUGUCCUUUAUGGGGAGUCCCCCUGGGCAGACACCCCCAUCCCCUUCGAGAGCCCAACCAAUGUUCCGGUACCCAGAGGUCACGUGAUCGCCGCAAGAAUCACCAGUGAGAAUCCUGAUGAGGGUUUCAAGCCCAGCUCUGGCACGGUGCAGGAGCUGAAUUUCCGCAGCAACAAGAACGUCUGGGGAUAUUUCAGCGUGGCGGCCACCGGCGGUUUGCACGAAUUUGCAGAUUCUCAGUUCGGACAUUGUUUCUCCUGGGGAGAGAACCGCGAAGAGGCCAUCUCAAACCUGGUGGUAGCUCUGAAAGAACUAUCCAUCCGAGGGGACUUCAGAACGACCGUUGAGUACCUCAUCAAACUUCUGGAGACGGAGAGUUUCCAAAAUAAUGAGAUCGAUACCAGCUGGCUGGAUCAGUUGAUUGCAGAGAAAGUGCAGGCCGAAAAGCCGGAUACCAUGUUGGGUGUGGUCUGUGGGGCUCUCAACGUAGCUGAUGCCUUUUUCAGGACGUGCAUGGAUGACUUCCUGCAUUCUCUGGAAAGGGGUCAGGUUCUGCCAGCCGCUUCCCUUCUAAACACAGUCGAUGUGGAACUUAUUUAUGAAGGCAUGAAAUACACUUUGAAGGUUGCCCGGCAGUCGCUGACUACCUAUGUGAUUAUUAUGAAUAAUACCCACAUUGAGAUUGAUGUGCACAGGUUGAAUGACGGGGGACUUCUGCUCUCCUACGAUGGCAAUAGUUACACCACAUAUAUGAAAGAAGAAGCUGACCGGUACCGCGUCACGGUGGGCAAUAAAACCUGCGACUUUGAAAAGGAGAAUGAUCCAACCUUACUUCGGUCUCCUUCCACUGGAAAGCUGCUACAGUACACCGUAGAAGAUGGAGGCCAUGUCUGUGCAGGUCACAGCUAUGCAGAAAUCGAGGUCAUGAAGAUGGUGAUGGUCUUGGAAGUGGAGGAGGCGGGCAUCCUACACUACAUGAAGCGCCCGGGCACACUGCUGGAGGCCGGCUGCGUCGUCGCCAGGCUUGAACUGGAUGACCCCAGCAAAGUCCACCUGGCCCAGCUGUACACAGGUGAACUCCCUCCACAGCAGACCCUGCCCAUCCUUGGUGAAAAACUGCACCAGGUUUUCCACAACGUGCUGGAGAGCUUAAUGAACGUCAUGAACGGAUACUGUUUGCCCGAGCCGUAUUUCAGCACCAAGAUCAAAGAAUGGGUCGGCAAACUGAUGAAAACCCUGCGGGACCCCUCCCUCCCUCUGCUGGAGCUGCAGGAGAUCAUGACGAGCAUUUCAGGCCGAAUCCCGCCAACGGUGGAGAAGUCGAUCCGGAAGGUGAUGGCCCAGUACGCCAGCAACAUCACCUCUGUGCUGUGCCAGUUCCCCAGCCAGCAGAUUGCCAGCAUCUUAGACAGCCACGCCGCCACCCUGCAGCGGAAAUCUGAGCGCGAAGUCUUCUUCAUGAACACUCAGAGCAUUGUCCAGCUGGUUCAGAGGUACCGCAGCGGCAUCCGAGGCCACAUGAAAUCCGUGGUGUUAGACUUGUUGAGGCGAUACCUGCAGGUGGAGACUCAGUUCCAGCAAGCUCACUACGACAAAUGUGUGAUCAGCCUGCGUGAGCAAUACAUGCCCAACAUGACCCCUGUCCUCGAAUGCAUCUUCUCCCACGCCCAGGUGGCAAAGAAGAACCUCUUGGUGACCAUGUUGAUUGAUCACCUUUGUGGCAGAGACCCCACCUUGACGGAUGAGCUGAUGGCUAUUCUUAAUGAACUCACGCAGCUGAGCAAAACCGAGCACUCCAAAGUGGCCCUGAGGGCCAGGCAGGUGCUGAUAGCCUCCCACCUCCCUUCUUACGAACUGAGGCACAAUCAAGUGGAGUCCAUUUUCCUCUCAGCUAUUGACAUGUACGGACACCAGUUCUGCCCUGAAAACCUAAAGAAAUUGAUCCUUUCAGAAACCACCAUCUUUGACGUCCUGCCCACUUUCUUCUACCACUCCAACCAGGUGGUCCGCAUGGCAGCUCUGGAGGUGUACGUGAGGAGGGCCUACAUCGCCUACGAACUGAACAGCCUGCAGCAUCGCCAGCUCACGGACAGCACCUGCGUGGUGGAGUUCCAGUUCAUGCUGCCUUCCUCCCACCCAAACAGAGGCAGCAGCCCCGCCCUGAGCAGAAUGUCAGUGCCAGUCAGCAUCUCGAACCCAGACCUAGCCCGGCACAGCACGGAACUCUUCAUGGACAGUGGCUUUUCUCCUCUCUGCCAACGGAUGGGCGCCAUGGUUGCUUUCGACAGAUUUGAAGACUUCACCAGAAACUUUGAUGAAGUGAUUUCCUGCUUUGCUGAGCCCCCCUCGGAGAGCCCCUUGUUCAGCGAAGUGAGGGCCACGCUCUACAAUGAAGACGACCCCAAGAACAUCCGAGAGGAACCCAUCCACAUCCUGAACGUGGCUAUUCGGUGGGCCGAUCGAUUUGAAGACGAGGAGCUGGUGCCCAUCUUCAGAGCCUUUGCCCAGUCCAAGAACAACAUCCUUGUUGACUACGGGCUCAGAAGAAUUACAUUUCUGAUAACCCAGCAGAGGGAAUUUCCAAAGUUUUUCACUUUCCGUGCCAGAGAUGAGUUCGCCGAAGACCGCAUCUAUCGCCACUUGGAACCGGCUCUGGCGUUCCAGCUGGAGCUGAGCCGGAUGCGCAACUUCGAUCUUACCGCAGUGCCUUGUGCCAACCACAAAAUGCACCUCUAUCUUGGCGCUGCCAAGGUGCAGGAAGGCAAAGAGGUUACAGACUACAGAUUCUUCGUUCGUGCCAUAGUCAGACACUCGGACCUGAUUACAAAGGAAGCCUCCUUCGAAUACCUGCAGAACGAAGGGGAGCGGCUCCUGCUGGAAGCCAUGGACGAGCUGGAGGUGGCCUUCAACAACACCAGCGUCCGCACCGACUGCAACCACAUCUUCCUCAACUUUGUGCCCACCGUGGUCAUGGAUCCCUCCAAGAUUGAGGAAUCGGUGCGCUCUAUGGUGAUGCGCUACGGGCGGCGCUUGUGGAAACUCCGGGUCCUGCAAGCCGAAGUGAAGAUCAACAUUCGCUUGAUGCCAACCACCCAGGUCAUCCCCAUCCGCCUCUUUCUCACCGAUGAGUCGGGGUACUACCUGGAUAUCAGUCUUUACAAGGAAGUCAACGACCCCAGGACAGGGAACAUUAUGUUCCAGUCCUACGGAGACAAGCAAGGCCCUCUGCAUGGGAUGCUGAUUAACACGCCGUAUGUCACCAAGGACCUACUGCAAGCCAAGCGCUUCCAAGCGCAGUCACUCGGCACCACCUACGUCUAUGACUUCUUGGAGAUGUUCCGGCAGGCUCUUUUCAAGAUGUGGGAUUCCACAGAAGCAUGUCCUAAAGAUGUCCUUACUUACACCGAAUUAGUGCUGGAUUCCCAGGGGCAGGUGGUGGAGAUGAACAGACUGCCUGGAGGAAAUGAGAUUGGAAUGGUUGCCUUCCGGAUGAAACUGAAAACCCCCGAGUAUCCCGGAGGCCGAGAGAUCGUGGUCAUCUGCAACGACAUCACGUACCAGAUCGGAUCGUUUGGGCCCGAGGAAGACCUCCUCUUCUUGCGCGCCUCGGAACUGGCCCGUGCCAAAGGCAUCCCACGGAUAUACGUGGCAGCUAACAGCGGGGCCCGCAUCGGCUUUGCUGACGAGAUCAAGCAGAUGUUCCAAGUGGGCUGGGUGGACCCUGCAGAUCCAUACAAGGGUUUCAAAUACCUGUACCUGACCCCGCAGGACUACACAAGGAUCAGCUCGAUGAACGCCGUGCAUUGCAAGCAUGUGGAAGAAGCAGGCGAGUCAAGGUAUGUCAUAACCGAUAUUAUUGGUAAAGAAGAAGGCUUUGGUGUGGAGAACCUUCGAGCAUCGGGUACCAUUGCUGGGGAGUCUUCUCUCGCCUAUGAUGAAAUUGUCACCAUUAGCAUGGUGACCUGCCGUGCCAUCGGCAUUGGGGCUUAUUUGGUGAGGCUGGGCCAGCGGGUCAUCCAGGUGGACAAUUCCCACAUCAUUCUGACGGGAGCUGGUGCUUUAAACAAGGUCCUGGGGCGUGAAGUGUACGCCUCAAACAACCAGCUCGGAGGAGUGCAGAUCAUGGCCAACAACGGUGUUUCCCAUGUGACUGUCCCGGAUGACUUUGAAGGUGUCUACACCAUCUUGCAGUGGUUGUCGUAUAUGCCGAAGGAUAACCGUAGCCCAGUGCCUAUCACCGCCACGAGUGACCCCAUUGAAAGGGAGAUUGAGUUUGUUCCUUCCAAAGCCCCCUACGAUCCUCGCUGGAUGCUGGCAGGGAGACCUCACCCCGCUGUGAAAGGAUCCUGGCAAAGUGGUUUCUUUGACCAUGGCACUUUUGCUGAGAUCAUGCAGCCCUGGGCACAGACGGUGGUGGUUGGCAGAGCCAGGCUGGGAGGGAUCCCUGUGGGAGUGAUCGCUGUGGAGACCCGGACUGUAGAGUUGACGGUGCCGGCGGAUCCAGCAAAUCCAGAAUCGGAAGCAAAGAUAAUCCCGCAGGCCGGGCAGGUCUGGUUUCCAGAUUCGGCCUAUAAAACUGCUCAGGCUAUAAGAGACUUUGACCGAGAAUGCCUCCCCCUGCUGAUUUUUGCCAACUGGAGGGGAUUCUCUGGGGGAAUGAAAGACAUGUACGAUCAAGUCCUGAAGUUUGGCGCUUACAUUGUGGACAGUCUCCGGCAGUUCAAGCAGCCGGCUCUCGUAUACAUCCCACCACAUGCUGAGUUGAGGGGUGGGUCCUGGGUGGUGAUCGACCCAACGAUCAAUCCGCUCUACGUGGAACUAUAUGCGGACAAGGAGAGCAGAGGAGGCAUCUUAGAAGCUGAAGGAACAGUGGAGAUCAAAUUCAGGAGGAAAGACCUGCUGAAGACCAUCAGGCGAAUUGAUGUCACUUACGCUAGAAUCGCUCAACAGCUGGAUUCCCAGAAGCUCUCUAGAGAGGAGCGCAAGGAGCUGGAAAGGCAGCUGAAGACCCGGGAGGACCACCUCCUCCCAAUCUUCCACCAGGUGGCAGUGCAGUUUGCUGACCUCCACGACACCCCGGGGCGGAUGCAGGAGAAGGGCGUCAUUACAGAUAUUCUGCAGUGGAAAAAUGCCCGGACUUUUUUGUAUUGGCGGCUGCGGCGUCUUCUUCUGGAGGAGGUGGUGAAGCGUGAGAUCUUGAAGGCCCACAGUAUGCUGAGCAACAGCCAUAUCCAGUCCAUGCUGCGGCGCUGGUUCCUGGAGACAGAAGGCGCCGUGAAGGGCUACCUCUGGGAUAACAACCAAGUGGUGGUGGAAUGGCUGGAGAAACACUUGCAGGAAGAAGACGGGGCCAAGUCUGCCAUCCGGGAGAACAUCAAGUACCUGAAGCGUGAUUACGCCCUCAAGCACAUCCAGAAUUUAGUUCAAGAGAAUCCAGAAGUUGCCAUGGAUUGUAUUAUUCACAUGACCCAACACAUCACCCAGGCUCAGAGAGCUCAGGUAGCUCAUCUACUGGCGACGAUGGAUAAUCCCGCCUCUUCUUGAUGAAAGCAGUCCCAAAGCCGGGAGGACCACCGAUCCAUCCAUCCAUCAGAUGCAGGCAUGGGCGUGAGCUGUCAGGGCCUCUGGGCUCCUUCCUGCCUCUUCAAGAUACACCACUGCAGAGAUCUACAGAAUUAGCUUAACUUUUGUUCCCAGACUGGUGAGCACACUGCAAGUGGAGUGGCCCAGUUACAGGAGGACGGCUCUCCGUUCAGUAUUGAGAAGCACAAGACAGCCCAUGGCUGCCAGGAUUGCGUUUUCCUUCCCAGCGUGCACUGUCCAGCCAGAAUUCCACCUGUACAAAGGUAGAUCUCCAAGUUAUCGGUAUUCACCAUGCAAUACAUCUGAAAGCAAUGCCAGAUAGUUUUCUUAACAACAUAAUUCAGUAGCUUUUUUACAACAAUCUCAGUUUUACAAUUGUACAAUUCCAAAGCAAGAAAGAUGUUUCUACUCCUUUUUUUUAAUAGAUAGAUAGAUAAAAAAGUGGGAGGGUAAAUCACUACAAAGCAUCCUGUGCCCUUUAUAAUGUCUCACAGAGAACUGCACAGUGGCGGCGUGAAACCUGUGGAAAACGCAGCUGCAUCGAUGCGUCUGCAGAAUAUUAACUUUCCCCUUGGCUGCAGCAACAGUUGCAGAAGGUACUGAGCGAGUAUUUCAAGAACUGUUUUCUAAAAGACAUUUUGCCGUCUGUUGGCACUUCCUACUGCACACGAAGCACACAUGCUGCAGUGUGUCCACCUCACGCACUCUUUCUUAGGGUCACAGUGGCAUUUCCACCUCCUGUUGGAAUCACUGGCGGUGUACUUUACUAUGGUCUUAAUUGUGCCUUAUUUGUGGAAGUAGAUACCUUGGUGCUAUCGAAUUGCUUUGCUCGACUACUGGGGUUGUUGCAAGUUGGGGAGGUGGGUGGUGUUGUUUCUAAGUGCCAGUUUGAAAGAAGCAAAUAAUUCUCCUGUUGAAUGUGUCUUGCACUAUCUUAAGAAUCUUUAUUCCACAACCUUAUAGAAGGAGCAUGAAGAAGUAAAACACAGGAGGUAACAAAUCCUUGUUGCCAACCGCGUCCAUUGUAUAAUGUUGCAUAUCUUGAUAAUUACGCUAAAACCAAAGAGACAGAUAUUUAUAGGAUGACAACCAUAUGUGUAAUGGAAUUGGGAGGGGAGGCAUGUUGAGUGAGUUGAAUAUGUUUGAGAUUACCAAGGUGAGAGCUGUUCUUUUAAAAGGAAAGAGGUUGGUUUUUACUUCCUUUCUGAGGCUCUUUCUUAGCGGAACGGUGAUUAUUGAGGGGCAUGCUUCCCCCCCCCCCACACACACACACCAGUGUUUGCAGAACUUAUUGAACAACUCUAAAUAAAAUGACCUCAUUUGCCAGAAAA